Molecule: messenger RNA, 756 nt
Organism: Alternaria alternata
Lineage: Eukaryota; Fungi; Ascomycota; Dothideomycetes; Pleosporales; Pleosporaceae
Exons: 2
Coding region: 1-756 (251 amino acids)
Source: RefSeq, a predicted model, not a curated record
AUGUUCAAACCCCUGGCAACAGCUUACUCAACUCAGUUAUCUAGAUACCUACAGGACAGCCAGGGGUUGCUCAAUUUGACCAAAGGAGACUUCUUCCCGCUCUUCUGGAGGUCCUGGACCUCUGUAUUCAGGCCUCAACUCAUCAAAAGGUCUUUUGAAGCCACCGGUAUACAGCCAGCCAACCCAGACGCUGUACUCAAGAAGUUUGCCAAGGAGGCUUCAGAUUCUGAAAGCAGCCAGUCAGUCCUCUCCGGAGACGAUUGGCUCAAGCUCAAAUCAAUCGUACGCCGUGAGGUAAAGGAUCAGAGCAGUAAGGACGUCAAGAAGCUUCAACGAAGCUUGUGCCACAUCUCAGCUCAAAACAGUAUACUUCAUGAGGAGAUCAGGGGCCUCAGGCAGUCCCUAGCCAUCAAGGAGAGGCGACCAAAGCAGUCCUUCACCCUCCAGCUUAAUGAGGACGAGGUUUACCAUGGGGGAGCCAAAAUAUGGUCGCCCAGGAGUGAGACCAGAAAGCGGAAGGCCGCAGAGAAGGCUGAAAAAGAGCAUCGUAGAAGCCUCCGCGACGCUGCCAAAGCUAUACAAUUGCCCCAAUCGGGUAAGCGCAAAGCUUCAAAACCUCAUAAGCCAGCUACAAAGCGUCAAAAGCGUGGUGGUGUUGCUCCAGCUGUGGUGGGAGCCGCAAGGGGUGCACCAGCUGUUCUACCGCGUAGUCGCCGUGAUCGCGUGAUAACGCCCUCCAAAAAAAAUUCUGAAUAA